UUUAUAUCGCCUUAAUAUCGAGAAAAUAGGAAAGAAUUAUCUGCAAUGGACAAAAUUGGUAUUAAGAAUUAUUGUAUGACGAUUAAGUUUUUUUUUCAUGCGGUAUACGUCAUUUCAAUAUCAUACGCACCCCCACAUUUUGGUAACGUCGACCAGUUACUGUUAAUGGCGACGGGGAAUGAGUCCAGGGAGGAAGAUCGGCGGGUGAUUCGGCGUGAACGCAGCUCUAGCGACACUCCAGCCCUGCUUGACUCCAGGAAUAAGGGAACAGGAGAAUCAGGCACCAUAUCAGAAACAGAUGCAAUGAAGUCUGGCUCGAGCCUUGUGCCGGGCUCGCGGACACCUCCCGUGGAGAGGAAGAGCAGGUUCGCCACGCUGGGACGCAUCUUCAAACCAUGGAAAUGGCGACGGAAGAAGAAGAGCGAAAAGUUCAAGCAAACAUCAAUAGUUCUGGAGAGAAAGAUUUCCAUGCGUUCCACACGAGAGGAUCUAGUGAAGAGAGGAGUGCUGAAGGAUACAGAAGAAGACGGUGCAGUACCACAAGCAACUCAGGAAGCUGGAGCACCAGAGGCUGCUGGGAACACCCCCCUGUCCACAGUGGAAGAGACUCCUGAGGCAGCAGGAGGGGAUGCUGGGUCCCCCCACGUUGCUAAUGGUGCAGUCGCAAACUGUGAAGAAACCUCUGCCCCAUCUCUGCCUGCUGCCCUCCCCACCCCAGAGGCAGGAGACAGCCCUGCCCCACCCACAGCAAUAGUCCAGCACAAGCGCUCCCCACCUGUACCACCAAAAAGAGUCGGCUUCAGCCUACCCAAACCUCCUGCGGAGAGCCCAGCCAAAAAGGAAGGAAUGGAAGAAGAUGCUAAGGAUGAAGACCAGGUGGUACCAGAGGUGCAGGUAAAGACAGCUGAUCAACCCACCAAGGAGAUGGAGGGAAGAAAGGAACAAGAAGAGGAGGAGGAAGAAACAACUGCACCACCUGCCAAACCACCAAUAAAGGAGAGGGUUCGCUCAGUGCCCAGUGCUGAAGUGUCUGCCCUAAUACAGACCCUGGAGGACCAGCUGAAAAAUGUGGCUGUGUCAUUGGGUCCUGACAAGGACAGAAGAGACACUGCUGGGCAGCCCCCUCUCAUCAAGGUGAAAACUCCCUCCUUAGCAGAACCCGACAGUGACGCUGAGGAGGAUGACAAAGAAAAUAAGCCCAUAAGUCGCAAGGGUCUGCGGGCACGGUUUUCAGAUGAAGACGAAAGCAGUGAGGAGGAGGGGUCACCGCGAUUUGGGUCAGGUCUGGCAGCCAAGGUGGCGAGGAAAGACAGCCUGGCCCUGAAGCUGAGCCAACGUCCCACCCGCAGGGAGCUGAUCGAGAAGAACAUCAUCCCCAGUCACACCGACAAGGAGAGGCAGGAGAACAGGGAGGUCGUCGGAACUAAGCUCAACAGACGGCUGAGCCUCAGACCAACAGCUGAGGAGCUGCAGCAGAGGGGAAUACUGAAAGUAAAGAAUGAAGAGGAAGCUCGUCAGGAAAUGCAGGAGAAGAAGAGAACACUAACCAGGAAGUUGAGCUUCCGGCCCACAGUUGAGGAGCUCCGCCAAAGGGCGAUCCUGACAUUUAAUGACUAUGUGGAGGUGGCUGAGGCCCAAGACUAUGACAGAAGAGCAGACAAACCCUGGACUAGACUAACUCCAAAAGACAAGGCUGAUAUUAGGAAAGAGCUCAAUGACUUCAAAAGCUCAGAGAUGGAGGUACAUGAAGAGAGCAGGCACCUGACCCGCUUCCAUAGACCAUGACUUCUGACCUCUGACAACUUUACGCACACCUGCAGUCCAGUUUGCUGACAGAUACAAAUGUAGGAUAAUGGAAAUGUUUGGUAUGUGCUAACACAUGACAGUUCCAUGGUAGGUAAACUUGUAAUGUUAUGGUCUUGGGUCAAGAAUAUUUACAAUGUUUAUACUUGCAUCCACACACUUUUAUCUUGUGCACAUUCAAGUAAAGAUGAAGAAAGUACAUGUUAUCAUAAGAGUCUUAACAGCUGAACAGGGAAGAGCAAGUAAUGCCUCUAAACUCCAAAGGUACUUCAGGAUCUUUUUUUUUUUUUUACCAGUGAAUACAUUUACAAACAUUGAUGCUCUAUGUACUUGACAAUGUAUUUGUUGGCCUGGUACAUGUACAUUGUAAAUAGUCCAGAUAUGCUUCCAAAUGUGGUAUAGAAUCAUUAUGACAAUAACAUUUUCUGUAAUAUCUUGGAUGUCACUACAUGUACAGCUGACUACACUAGCACAAGGACAAAUUAGGCUAAUUUCUGCCAUUCUGCACAAAUGUGACCAGCCCUCAUUCCUUAAAAUGUAAGUGUACAACAAUCUUCCAGGGAAAUUUCUGUCAAGUACAAGCUGUGCAGUAAUAUAAUGUUUAUGACCAUAAAAUAGCAUCAUUCUAUCAACUAAAAUUGGCCAGGUCUUUCAACCUCAAGUACUGGUCCUACAUGCAUGAUUGUGCAUUUUAUUGCAAUCCAGAAAAAUCAUACUGGCUUACUGUGGUAUUUUAAAGCUUUUUCCAAACUUGUUAUAAUUCUUAGAAGUAGUACAGAUGGACAAGCUGGGGGAAAAAUCUGACUUGUAUCAGUAUGAUACAAGCACAAACAUGGGUAAUGCUAAACUUGGUUCCUCUAGGCCAGGCUAUAUAAUACAAUACCAAGUACUGUACAAAGCUUGAAAGUUUAUCUGUCUUGGUAGAAGUCAUUAUGAAACAAGUUUGAACUGUGAUUUCCAACAUAAGAAAUCUCAACACAAUGUCCUCAAGAAAUCUCCACACUUCCCACAACAAAUAUGGGGGUACCACAAACUUUCUGCAACUCACGAUUCACUGCUCACCAAGCCAUGUCAUCUGCAUGACAUGGCAUCACAGAAGCAGGGGAUUGCUCAUUCCUUGACAGAAAAAGGAGUUGAACAGUUGAAAAGUUGGGUAAGUCGAAUUUCUUGCAUUAGAAAUUACAGUUAAAACUUGUUUCAUAAGCACUGUACAUGUUUACUGUCUAAAACACACAGUUACUCUUGACAACACCAAUGGCAGAUACAUUUACAUGAACACUUUGUGUAACAAAAUAGUGGCUUCCUAGAAUUACAGGCAGUUUCUUACACCUACUCACAGACUCAAGAACAAACUGUAACAAAAGGUGAAUAGUAUAUUUGGAUUGUGGUAGUUGGAGGGUGAUAGUUCAUAUAUUGCUUCUAGUGACAAACAUAACAUUGAUCUGUAUUGCAAUAUCGAAUAUCAUCCCACUGUUUCAAUCAGACUGAUGCAGGGAAAUGCACUGCUACAUGUACAUGCAUUAUGCAUGUGGUCACUCGAAUUUUGCUGCAGAUUUUAUUCCCUGUCACUGAUGUAAACAUUUUAUAUCUUAUUAUAUGCACAUGUAUGUUUGAAAUUUCAUUUGUUUUAUUCAUACAUGUACAUGUGUACAAUGGAAGUUGAAAUUUAUGGUAUUCAAAUCUGCCAAUCUGCUUGUGACCUUAUGCAGAUUUGCAGGGCUGGAAAUAUCUCUGUUUGGUUUGUACUGAAGCCUACCCUUCAAAAAGUAUCAUGUACACCCAAGAUGCAGGACCAGUCAUGUGGCAACAAUUACACAUUUCUGGUCAGAAAUGAAAUGUUGAAGACAAUUUAUAGACUUAUAGAAGUUGUAAUCAGUAGUAAAUGAAUAAUUGCUCAAAUCACAGUUGUGUGAGACAGCUUUUUAAGAAAACUGUUAGAGUUAAUUAUGUAUUAAAAAUAAUGGGCUCCAGGGAAGUUUGAAAGUAGCCUUCCCUUCCCCGUUUUUUUACCAUGAUAAACACAAAUCUCCAUGAUAAACCUUCCCCUUGUCCACCCCAUUUAUGAAUGAGUUGAGAGAUGUUCAGACUCUGGGUAUGUAAAUACUGCUGCAGACCUUGUGGUGUGACAGAGAGUUAAUGAUUAUUCAGCCCAAGCUGAAGUUAUCUGUUAUGCUUUAGAUAUUGCUGUGUUGCUCUGAUCUAACCUUCCCUAUCAUGAAUAAGAAGCAGAGGCAGAACGUACUGCACCUGCGCAAAACUUUUAUUGUGAAUAGCACUUGUGCAGAACAUCUCUUUCAAUGUCGUAUUUAAGGACGACAUCCCGCCUAUAGUUGUGUUGGAAAAGAUAUCGUUUGCAACGGGCAGAACUCUUGAUGCAAUGCUGACCAAACAUGCAACAAAAUCCCUUUGGUUUUGCACAGGUGCAGUACGUUCUGCUGAUGUGCUUCAAUUCCAAAUACAAGUACAGAAGUUACUGUGAAAGAAAAGUCAGGAUUGCUGUUGUGAGUUUUAUAUGUGUAACAGGUUCUUGUGUAUUUACGUUGUGUCUUCUGAUGUUUCAAGUCAUGAGUAACUUUUCUGUAUAGUACAUUACACAUACACAUACAGGUAUACAUUGUAAGCUCCCAGCAUGUUCUAAGUCAGUACAGAGGCAAAUUUUACAAAGCAAUGGAAGACAGUGGAGGUUGGCAACUUGUUUCUAACAUGUAUUGAAAGGGAGAAUCAGCAGAUUGUAACUUGUAAGUUUAGGUUUGCAUGAAGAAAGACAGGGCAAUCAUGUUCAAUGACUGAAACAUUAGUUAAAACAAUGGAAGUAUAACCAAUCAGUGUGAAGGGAAUCAAGUAAUGUACGAGUGGGGAUAUAUAUCACAUUAUAGCAAACAUGAAUAAUUAUGUAAUCUUUGACCCCACAUCUGUGGUGUAAAUAGUGAAAGCAAAUAUUAUAAAUGUAUGGUAAUACUAUCAUGAUUUUUGAUAUGACACCUAAGUAACCAACUUUGUACAGGAAUUGUCAUUUAUCCAAGGUGUGUAUAAAAUGCUGUAUACCUAACAUUGACAUUAACAUAAAUUUCACCCCACCUAGGCCGGUCAAGUCAGGGCAUCAUUUUAACAUUGUAGUUGAUUUUGUACUAGGACUUGUUAAAGUGUUAUACAUGUACUUCCAUGUAACUGUUUUGUAAUAUGGCUGCACUGUUGCUUUCAUGUAUACCAGUUUUACAUAGGCAGAAUGUUGAUGAACAGGGUAAUCCAGAAAAAACUAAACACAACUUUGAAGUUGUUUAUAACUACACACAACUACAUGUAUGAUUUUCCAAUAAGUAGAACUAACUAAUAUGUGUUCUAUUGAUAUAACUAGUAGCAUACCUCCAGUUAUUUAUCGCAUCACCCAUACGUGUAUGUCCAAACUCAUUUGGUCAAACUUUGUGUUCAGAUCAAUGACUCCAACACCAGAAAUUUGAACACAUAAAAAUGGGCAGUACAUGGGCAUAAUCCAUGAUACAUAGUUGGAGGUAUGUCACUUGGGUAUCAAUAGAAACCAUAUUAUGUCUACUUUUUGGAAAAUGUACUAUAUAUAUAUAUAGUGAUGCACUUCACAAAUUUGUAAUGAUACCCUACAUGUAAGUGUUUUCUUGGUCACCCUGUAUAGUAGCUGUGAGAUGGGAAAUGUUAUCAUUACUUCAUUCAUACCAGCAAGUAUCAUGCAUGAAGCUGACUGGGUGAUGCACUGACAAACACGGCUACCUGCAAUAUUUCAACCUGAAAAAACAUCUAUAUCAAACCAUAGCUACAUUAUAAAUCAAUUUUAUAACACAAGCAUCACAUUGUUUGAUACCUGAAACACCAAUUUUGUAACUUUUCCACGAUUUGAGAUACAAAGCUUCUACUUGAGACCUUGCAAAUCUGGAUUUUGACAGUUAAAUGAAAUGUGAUCCUGUUAGCUUACAUGUAGGAUAGUUUGAUGAAAUUUCUCUGCCCAGUUGUGCUAUGUUUGAUUGACAAGGGACUGGUUGUGAAAGGUUAGUAGGAGUGCCUUAUACUUAUAGGUGAUCGACAAGGAGUUUGCUCCUGAAGAAAGAAGAUGGUGCUUGGUAGUUUGAAAGUUUUUGUUUGCCAGAUGUUUUUAACUGUUCUAUCUGAAUGCUUCUGUACAUUAUAUUAUCAUGAUGAAAGUAGCGAUUAAAAAGUUAACUAAUGUGUA
Molecule: messenger RNA, 6001 nt
Organism: Branchiostoma belcheri (Belcher's lancelet)
Lineage: Eukaryota; Metazoa; Chordata; Leptocardii; Amphioxiformes; Branchiostomatidae
Product: phosphatase and actin regulator 1-like
Exons: 12
Coding region: 46-1785 (579 amino acids)
Biological process (GO): actin cytoskeleton organization
Molecular function (GO): actin binding
Source: RefSeq, a predicted model, not a curated record